Messenger RNA from Rana temporaria (common frog), 3444 nucleotides. RefSeq names its product LHFPL tetraspan subfamily member 2 (gene LHFPL2). The record is from RefSeq and is a predicted model, not a curated record. Gene Ontology annotation, cellular component: membrane. NCBI's taxonomy places the organism in Eukaryota, Metazoa, Chordata, Amphibia, Anura, Ranidae. The transcript has 4 exons. The coding region runs from base 467 to 1144 and encodes 225 amino acids.
CUGGCUGCUGCUGGGGCUUUCAGUGCACGUUGUAUGAGAGCCGGGGGAGGAGGGAAGCUCCGUGUAUACCGGGGAGAGAGGAGAGCCCAGUCCGCUCUGAUCGUCCAUCCCUGGGGAAUGACAUGUGCUCAUGAGAAGCAUCCCUCUUUCUAAGGAAUUCUGCAAGAAGGUUCUCAGUGAUGUAGAAGGUCAGUGAUGUCAUCCCGGUGGGCGGAGCUUGGGAACUCCCUUGAAACAUUGAAGCAUCGAGUUUCAGUAUGAACAUUAGCACCAAGGAAUUCCGCAGCACAGGACGAGCUUUUCCAUUGACUGCAAUCCCCUGUCUGGAUUACAAAGCCUCCAGAAGCUGGGAUUUCUUCCUCUCCUGACCGGUGGAUAAAUCCUUUAAUUCUUCUACAUUUUUCUCCAUCACUUCUCCAUCUGGUGUGCUUCUCGCCCUGGUUGUGGACAGUCGGUGGGCACCACCAUGUGUCAUGUUAUAGUAACAUGCCGCUCUAUGCUAUGGACCAUCCUGAGCAUUGUAGUUGCCUUUGGAGAACUGAUCGCUUUUAUGAGCGAGGACUGGCUGAUUGGUAAAGCAAAGAAUGGCGACGUUGAUAAUAGGAAUGGAUGGCCGCAGGAGCCCUACCGCCCAACGCUGGGCAUUUAUGGACGUUGUAUUAAAAUGCCUCAAGGGCAGUAUUUCCGGAGAGACCCCCUGUGCGGUCCCUAUGCUGAACAUUUCAAUGAGAUAGCUAGUGGCUUCUGGCAGGCUACCGCUAUCUUCCUAGCAGUGGGCAUCUCCAUCCUUUGUAUAGUAGCUUUUGUAUCUGUCUUUACCAUGUGCGUACAAAGUGUGAUGAAGAAGAGCAUAUUCAAUGUCUGCGGGCUACUGCAAGGAAUAGCAGGUCUCUUCCUUAUACUUGGCCUUAUUCUGUACCCUGCUGGUUGGGGUUCCCAGAAGGUUGUUGGUUACUGUGGACAUUAUGCCUCAGCGUACAAGCUUGGAGAAUGCUCUUUGGGCUGGGCUUUCUACACCGCUAUUGGAGGAACCGUCCUCACCUUCAUCUGUGCCGUCUUCUCCGCGCAGGCUGAAAUUGCCACCUCCAGUGAUAAGGUUCAGGAAGAAAUAGAAGAAGGAAAAAACCUCAUCUGCUUACUUUAACGAGCAGUGAUGUACUGACCCUGCAAAGACUUCAAAAAAAGGGAUCAACUUGUUUACAUGGCCCACAGCGCACAUUCGUGGACUAAUAAUGUUCAUAAUAACGCCAUGCUGCCUUUUCCUGUGUGAGGAGAUUGUUAGUGGGACCUAAAGACAAGAUGGUGAUGCACAACACGCAAAGUGCAUCCAUAUUGACCUGUGUACAGAACUUGCCUAUUAGAAGUAUUCCCAGUUCUACAAGUCACUUUAAAACGGAUUUCUCUUCCCAUAGCAUAAGGACAGCAAUUUAUUUCCGUCUGUUUUGUCCACUUUUUAAUUUCUUAUGUGUGCUAUUGUAUGUGAGUGUUUUGUGUGAAUUUUUAAUUUCCUGUAGCCACUGCAGAUCUCUGCAUACCACUACUAUUGAUCAAACGUGUCAGGUAACUGGAAAUUCUGUGCUUCUGUUCUCUCGUGUGGUUCAUUAUGUGGUGCCAAUGAAUGUCUAGAAAUUUUAGGUUUGGAAAGAACCACUGCAGUAAAUAUGGAGGGAAUCGCUUGCACACAGUCAUUCCGACAGGGCCUUAGCCAGGUGUAUUUAGUGCAUAAUAGAUUGCUACCACUGUGAUAUACUCAAGAUGCCAACUUGCAAGCGAAUAACCUUAUUCCAUAAGAGAGCCAAAGAGGCCGCAUGUGCCUAUUAAAGUGUACCCAUUUUCUACAUACAGAUAAUUACCCUUUUGUGUGCUGAGAUUUCAGCUUCUCUCCAAAUAAGGGGGCCCAUUUUACAGAUUUUGGAAUAAAAUAACAAGCAAAUCGACUUUUCUGUUUUUUAUUUUAUAGGAUUAGACUCAAAGUUGCAGUUGAUGGCGUAGACUCUUCUUCUGUUAAACAAAUACAAAAAAAAACGAAUUUGAUGUUGAGACUAUUAAAUUGAACCUGUAAUUAAUUUCAGACUUUUGAAGGUAAAGUCCUACCUAAGCACGAAUACCACAAGAUACCUGAUAUCUUUAUUAGCCAGAAGAGCGUAUUUUGUGCCCCUCUCUGAUUUUAUUUAAAAGUUUAUGCAACACUUUGGCUAAAACCUGCAAACUGCCAUUCUGUCCAAUAAGAUUGCCUCAGUGGCUAGUAAGGCUUUUUUAUUUUUUUAAUGGACAGGGCAUGGCAGCUGUUGGAGCUUACCCAUGAAGUCAGACCUUGGAGCACAAAAAAAUAAAUUUCGGCUAUUGUAGGGAAAUGCACUCAACUUUCUACAUUUUAAAUUGAAAUAUAGGCCGACUUUAGUGGAUUUUCCAGGGUUUUCUUUUAUGGUAUAUUGAUUCAGUGGACUAAAUGGCAAUCUAAAUUGCCCUUUUAUACCCUAUUAAUGCAAAUACAUUUAACUGUAAUGUACAUUAACAAGAUGGUUAAUCGGGCUAUGAUAACUUUGACUUGUUGAGGAAGGUACAGUCUGUAGCAGCUAUUCCUACCCAGGGUUCUAUGAAAACCUAGGGUUCCUCAAGAGAUUAUUUUAUUGCGGUGAUGAGUUGACUUCCUGCCUGAUGGUGCCUGUAUAGUUAUGAGCCCACUAUCACUGGGCAUGGUCAGUGGCCUAAGACCAGUGGAUUCUCUGCUCUUCUCUCAAAUCAGUAGCACCUGAAACAAAAUGAUUUUUUUUUUGCUGUCCCUAACGGUGGCAUUUUUCACAAUGACUGCCAAUGUAAGGGGACAUUCUUCUUCCAAAAUCUAACUGAUGAUAUAUCUGUGAGUUGUGGAUGUAUUCCUUUUGGUGGGGGUUCCCCAAAGUAUGAAUUUAUUUCCAGGGUUCCUCAGGGGUAAAAAAAAGUUGAGAGGCUGGUCUAUAGUUUUCUGUGAAUUCUAGUCCUGUUGGUACCAUGAUUAGACAGUUUAUCAGAGAAUUCUGUAUAGUCCCCAUAAGAAAGACACUUGCCCAGGGUCAUAUACUUUUUUUAAAGCCAUUAGCUUGCAAACAGUGCAGCUACUUGCCAUCACACCUACCAGCAAGUGAGCCUGUAAAGCUGCUGAUGGUGUUGGGUGGGAGUCCAGCGGGAAGAGGCUAUUGCUUUUAUUGGUGUGUCCUUCAUUUUCAGCAAGGCAUAACAUCACAUAUGCAUUGGCUCAUGUGGCAGAUAGUGUGAGGAGUUCAAGUGGUGCACAAAGGACAAUUAUAGAUGCUGCAUUAACAAAGUGCUACCCUCUUCCUUAUUCAUCCAGCCUGCAUGGUCCGCUGUCCCACCUCUUGCCUUAACAGUAAGUGGCGUCUGGGGGUACACUGGCUCUGGUGCUCAUCGGAUGCUGUGGUAAAUUAAGAUUUAACAUUCAAGCAU